CUCACUCCAAUCAAAACGGGUUUAAGCUCUCCUUGAAUGUUUUGUUUCUGAAAGACUAUUUGAAAUUAAUUUUUCUUUGAACAUUUUUGUUUGUUCAAUUUCAAUAAAUUUUCUUUCUUCAUCAUUGUUAAAAAUGGAAGAAGAAUUUGAAGAUAGCUCACGCAAAAAUACUCCUAUUAGCCGGAAGAGGAGUUUUAUCAAAACAGACGAUGAAUCGUUUUUCCCAACCACUGCAAGGACUAAUGGAAUCGAUGCAAUUCCAAAAUUUAACUCAUUGGAUGAUUCACUUUUCAAAAGAAGAAGUCGAAGCAACAGCCUAUUAAAUACAACAGACGAAAUAGAAUAUGAAACACAAAAUCUCGCCUUGAAACAUACACUUUCAUCGGAUAGCCUCGUCUCUAGAGGCUCAAGAAACUUUUCACGUCACAGUCCUUUGGGAAGUUUUCGAAGCAUUCGAAAUUCCACGAGAAGAGAAUCCGAUCGAAAUGGCAUUAAUAUGGUUAUGGUUAUUGGAUUUUCAAUGGUCAUAGCUUUUGGAUACGUUUUCAACAAAAUUGAAAUAUUUUUAAAAUGGUUUCAAUUAAUAUUAAAUGAAUUGAAAUUGCAUUUAUUCGGAGGAAAAUCAAUACGAGAAUUUUAUAGACAAGAAACAUCUAUGGCAAAGAAAUGUCUGUACAGCCCAAUAAGUGGAUUGUAUUAUGUGUUACAAAUGUUAAUUUAUGUUUUCUUAAAAACUUUUGAAAUUCUAAAAAAACCAGCUCCCAAAGCAUUGGUAAAAAAUGUAUUUUCUCGUUAUAUAAAGGAUUAAAAUGUUUUUAAAUGUU
Molecule: messenger RNA, 824 nt
Organism: Episyrphus balteatus (marmalade hoverfly)
Lineage: Eukaryota; Metazoa; Arthropoda; Insecta; Diptera; Syrphidae
Exons: 2
Coding region: 134-808 (224 amino acids)
Source: RefSeq, a predicted model, not a curated record